CACGUAAUGUGUGAGUCAGAGGUCGGAAACUGGGGCUAGAUUUUGCUAACAGAGUUGCCCUUAUUCUACACUUCAAAAUAAGGAUACCUGCUCACAUGACUUGGUCUCAUGACCUGCACAUGCUGUGAUGUCAACAACGGAGCAGGAAGAAAGGAUCCUGAAUCAGCAACACUGGUAUUCAGUGAUCUGUCUCUCUUCAAUCUGAGGGACACCCUGCACUGAACUGGACAACAAGAUCGCAGACUGAAAAACGUGUCAGAAGAGUGAGUAGUAGUUCCUCUGAAAAAUGACUCAUGAUGGCAAAAAGCUUACAGGGCUUGUAGCUGCAACAUUCACACCCCUCACACCAAAAGGUGAGGUUAAUCUCUCAGUGAUUGGACAAUACAUUGACUUCUUAGUCGAAAAGCAGGGUGUACGGAAAAUCUUUGUGAAUGGAACCACAGGUGAGAGUCUGUCCCUCUCUGUGGACGAGAGGAAACAGCUGGCAGAGGCAUGGUGUCAAAAGGGCAAGGGAAAACUCGAAGAUGUGAUUGUGCACGUUGGCUGUUCAAGUCUCAAGGAUUCUCAGGAACUGGCACGCCAUGCUGUUGAAGCAGGGGCUGAUGGGAUUGCAGUUAUCUCUCCGACCUUCUUUAAACCGCCCAAUGCUGCUUCACUGAGGCUGUUUCUUCAGGAAGUUGCUGCUGCUGCUCCUGCUCUCCCAUUCUACUACUAUCACAUCCCUAGCAUGACAGGGGUUCACUUGCUUGCAUUAGAUGUGGUGGAGGGAAUCGAGAAAGUGAUCCCAUCGUUCAGAGGCCUGAAAUUCAGCGGCAGUGACCUGUUAGACUUUGGCCAGUGUGUUAGUUGCAGUCCUGGUCACUGGACACACUUGUAUGGAAUGGAUGAGCAACUGCUGGCAGCUCUUGCCAUGGGAGCAGAUGGUGCAGUGGGCAGCACAUACAACUAUAUGGGAAGUACCAUGAACAAAGUUCUGUGUGCCUUUGACAAGGGAGACCUGGAACAGGCCAGGAAAUUACAGUUUCAGAUGCAGGAGAUUAUUCUGUUUGCAAUAAAGCAAGGGUUCAACCUUGCUAUGAACAAGCAGCUAAUGAGUGAGAUGUCUGGAAUAUCUCUGGGGCCUCCACGUCUCCCUCUCAUACCCUGUGAUGUGACAAAAGCUCAGGUUGUGGUCCAGAAAAUGUACUCCGUCCUGGGUGAACAACAAUAAUGGUUUAAUGAUGGCAUUCCCAGGCGCAUUACCUCCAGUAAUACUCUACUUUAUGGACUUGAUUACUUGAAAAUAGAAAAUAUAUUUUUACGUGGCUUUUGUUUUGUUUUUCAGUGUGUAGAUUAUGUUCAUUUUGUUUCUUCAUGAAAGAUGCCAGUGUUAAUGGUAAUGAUAAACAAUCAGGCAAUGACUGAUUAUAAAAGGGAUUUCACUGUAAAGGUCUUUUUUAAAGGGAAAAUGUGCCAUGUAAAACAUCUAAUGUAUUCUGUUUUAACUAUGGUAAGUCAGUAUUUCAGAAAUUUCAUUUUUGACACUCAUACGUUUCUACCUGAAAAUUAACUGUAUUUUUCAAGAACACUUUAAUACAUUUUAGUCACUUACAAAAGAGGUUUACACAGCAAAAUAAACAUUCCAAAAUAG
This is a messenger RNA of Alosa sapidissima (American shad), 1630 nucleotides long. It is a transcript of the gene npl, whose product is annotated as N-acetylneuraminate pyruvate lyase (dihydrodipicolinate synthase). Gene Ontology annotation, biological process: N-acetylneuraminate catabolic process. The coding region runs from base 287 to 1210 and encodes 307 amino acids. The transcript has 12 exons. The record is from RefSeq and is a predicted model, not a curated record. Lineage: Eukaryota; Metazoa; Chordata; Actinopteri; Clupeiformes; Clupeidae. Gene Ontology annotation, molecular function: N-acetylneuraminate lyase activity; 4-hydroxy-tetrahydrodipicolinate synthase activity.